Nematolebias whitei (Rio pearlfish) is the source of this 3142-nucleotide messenger RNA. RefSeq lists its product as uncharacterized. The transcript is spliced from 9 exons. NCBI's taxonomy places the organism in Eukaryota, Metazoa, Chordata, Actinopteri, Cyprinodontiformes, Rivulidae. The coding region runs from base 2 to 3142 and encodes 1046 amino acids. Gene Ontology annotation, molecular function: protein binding. The record is from RefSeq and is a predicted model, not a curated record.
UAUGACAAACCAAAUCACAGCAGGUUGUAGCCAGCAGUGGUUCCUCAACCAAGAUCUGACUGUGACAAACCAAAACCCAGCACCUCAGCAGCCCACCUCUCUCAACAUAUCCUCACAAUCCAAAUGGAUGUGCAGAGACACCGACCUGGUUGUAUCAGAAGACGGGCUUGGCAAUGGCACCUGCGAAGCUGAGGCUCUGGUGUCAUUACAUUGUUCUGGCAGUAGUGAAUGUGCUACUGCUGGGGAUGAGCGCCUUGCUCUGAGCAACAACAGCAUGUCAACGUAUUCUGACAGUGACCUCUCUCUGCCUGAGGUCUGCAUUUCUACCAACAAAGAUAGCAUUGAAGAUGAUAUGAACUAUGAGGUCCAGCAAGCCUAUAAGAUUUUCACUACUAUUCUCUUGGACAAACACAAAGCAAUCACCAGCCAGUUCCUUCACCCUAUUGGCCGCCAUGAGGCCAAGCAUGGUAUCGGAGGGGUUCAUUCACAACUUAAGCAGUCAAUGUGCUUGCAGAGGAUAAAAGAGAAGUUUAUCAACCAGGAAUUUGAGACGAUAACAGAAUUUGUUGCAGACUUCAGGCUCAUGUUGGAGAAUUGUUACCGCUAUCAUGGGGUAGACCACUGGAUCUCUAAACAAGCUCAAAAGCUGGAAACUAUACUGGAACAGAAGCUUACAUUGCUUUCCAGGACUCUACGAGAGAAAACAACACUGGCUGUGACAUCUAAAGGACGUUUCGGCACAGAGGAAGAGCGAGGCUCGGGGGGCACCUCAACGAGGAGAAGACCGCCAUCUCGUAACCAUCCUACCUUGAUCGGUCAUGAGUCUGUCAUGGUGCAGAAGCUGCGCCUGGAGGAACAACAGAGGGCCAAGGAGGAGAAGAGGCAACGUGAGCUUGAGAAGAAAGAGGCAGAAGAAAUAUCAGCUAAAGAGGUGGAAGAGUGGGAGCAGAGCUUGCUGUCGCAGGCUUUCCCCCACACAGUGGACACCCUGUGGGAACUCCCUGCUAUCGGACACUUCCUUUGCCUUGCCCAGACUGCGCUCAAUCUUCCCGAAAUAGUAUUUUUUGAGCUGGAGCGUUGUUUGCUCAUGCCACGCUGCAGCUUGCUCCUGUCCAAAAUCAUGUCCUCCCUGCUGUUCCCACCACAGCGCAGGGCCACUCUGCACCGCCGGUCUGCACUGCCUUACCGUCGCUGGGAGUCAGAGCUGAGGCAGCGCGUUAUGGGCUGGUAUCGAACUGUCGGCGCUUCCCGUGAACAGCCACGUCGUGCUGAGCAGCUGGGACUUUGUCACCAGUUUUUCAACACAUUGGGGGAGAUUAGUCCUUUGGAGGAGAAACCCUUUCAUUUGUUGCCUUUCUACCAGCAGGUUUGGCUUCUGAAGGGACUGUGUGACAACGUAUAUGAGACGCAGAAGGACGUACAGGAUGCUGUGCUGGCCCAACCCAUUCAUGAAUGUAGGGAGUCUAUUUUGGGCUAUGACAGCAAAGAGAACGCAUAUAUACAUUUUCCACAUUUCUGUGGAGCAGACCUGAGAAUCUAUUGCCAGAGUCCCAGCACUCCUCCAACAUUUCCUUUCCCCUCUGUUCUGGUGAAAAGAGUUGAAACUGAGCAAGGAACAGAGGGUGAAGAGUCAGAUGCAAUAAAGAAGGAGGCAGAUAAUACUGAGACUGCCUGUGAUGGUGCCUUGUUGGACACAGGAAAGAGUAGAGACUUUGGAAAAAGAACAGAGACGCCUGGAGUUUUCAGAAAAGAGAAGGGGAAUAAAGAGGAAGAUAAACAAAGGUUUCAGACAUGGUCAAUGGUGAAAGAAGUGCCUAAAUCAGGGUCCUCUUAUGGAAACGCCUGCGAAAACUUUAAGUGGGAUGUAAAACUACACACAAACUCUUUAUUUCUUACAGACAGACACAUUGUUGGAGAGGAUGAUGUGAAAAUGAACUUGAAACAAGAAUUUUCAAAUUUAGAGCAGCAAUCUAAGCAGAAGCGGGUCUUCUUAUUGGGUUCAGAACGUACCAUUAAAGCAGAAACACAAGAUCCUUGUUUGAAUGUUGGAGAGCACAGCUACACAGGCCGGUCACCUGCUUCCUCGUUGAACCUGGGGUCUCCAACUAAAUUUGUGGACGUCAAAAUAGAGGACUUAAGUCCCAGUCAGUGUCAUCAAACUUCUCCCUGUCUAGACUGUUGUAAAAGCAAAACUGGUCAUGCAAAUUCUACAGAAGAUAACUACUGCUGCAGUGCAUCUGGACUAGCAACUCAGUUGUCUUCUGAGAGUACUCAAAACUCAAGUGAAGAGUGGGUGAAUGACAAGAUCUGUGCUAAGAAAAAGAAGCGGAAGCAAGUAAAAGAUCAGUUGGUGGGGCUAAAAAGAGAGCACAUGCACCUACAGCAUGUGGACAGGAUGAGGCUGUCCCAAGAUGAUCCUGCCAAGUCUGCGAUUCGAAGAGUUGCAACAACAAUUAGGAGGACGGACAAAAAGAAAAUACAUAAAACGGAGAAAAAACCUGAAACUUUGAGGAAAACUAAAGAUGAGACUCGACCGGCAACAUCAUUUAAGCUGGUUUGCAGCAACCUAGAUGAACUACGAGAGCUGAUCAGUAGGACUGAAGAUGAGCUUGAUGAACUGGAGAGCAUGAAAAAGAAACUGGGUCGGUGGUACUAUAAGAAAGAAGCAGUGAAAGAACUCCACAGCACUCUAAUCAGACUUCUGAACGAACUUUUACCUUGGGAACCAAAACUUGUUAAGGCCUACCAAAGAAACAGGCUUCGUUUAAAGAAGGAGUUUGAUGAUUUCAAGAAGCAUCCAGAGUACAAUAACUUUGUGCGUGAGGAGUGUGUUUCAUCAUCAUCAUCAUCAAAUGAUGAUGAUGAUGAUGAUGAAGGGAGGAAUUUGGAGGAUGAUUGUGGAGAAUUAGAAGAGGAGGAUCAGGAGCAUGUUCCUAGAGGCCUUUGGAGUGGAGGUAAAGGCUACACGCCCAUCCCUACCCUGCUGGCUAAGAGUGUGGGAAACAAAGUGACCUUGAUGAAAAGACCAACUGAUUUCCCAGACAUCACCUACUGUCCCAACAGAGACAAUCAUCUCAAUGGCCCAAACCCAAAAGCAGGCUUCCAAAUUUACUCAUUCUAUGCUCACAACAGGAACGAGUAG